AUGAGCGCAAAGCUGAUUGAUGGACGGAAAUUGGCCGAGGAGUUCCGGAGGGAGACCGCGGAGCAGGCUGAUGUUCUGCGCGAGCGCGGAUCUCCGGCAAAGCUCGAUGCCGUCCUUGUGGAUUCGGGAGACAAUGGCGCUCGUGUAUACGCCGAGAAUCAGGCACGGACCUGCGAAAGCCUAGGGAUCGAGUACACACUCCACGAGCUCAAACAAGGGUCCUCACAGGCUUCCAUCGAGACCAAGAUUAUGGACCUGAAUCUUGAUCCGACCGUGCACGCGAUCAUGGUUCAUAUGCCGCUUCCCGAUGAUGUGGACUCGCAUCACAUCAAGAUGUUGAUUGAUCCGGACAAAGAUGUCGAAGGGGUCAAUCCAGCGAACAUCGGCAAUGUAGUCUACGGGCGUUCCAUGCGGGCCCCAUGCACCGCUCUCGCGACCCUGAAGCUCAUCGAUUCCACUGGAAUCGAUCUCAAGGGUAAACGCUGUGUGGUGGUGGGCGCUUCGGUUGUAGUAGGACGCCCAAUAGCCGUGCUCCUGAUGCAACGGGAAGCGACGGUCAUCAGCUGCAACAAGUUUACAGACGGGUUGGCCGAUCUCUGCAGAUCCGCUGAUGUCCUCAUACCAGCAGCGGGAGUCGCGGGCUUAAUCACUCCCGAGAUGGUCCAACCUGGCGCCCUCGUCGUGGAUGUCGGUGUGAAUCGGAUCCUCGACCCUGAAUCUGGAAAAAAAAUGACCGUCGGCGAUGUGGACUUCGAGUCGGUUUCAGAGGUCGCAGGCUGGAUUUCUCCCGUCCCAGGUGGUGUUGGGCCGAUGACCGUAGCAGUAUUACUCCACAAUGUCCAACCAUUGAAUACCACCAUGCAAACACUCGGAUUUCUCCCCAAUCUCGGCUGGCCGGAAAUGCUCAUCAUCGGCAUCAUUAUGCUGCUGCUGUUUGGACGCCGGCUCCCAGAAGUUGGUCGCAGCUUGGGCCAAGGGAUCGUGUCAUUCAAAAAGGGACUCAAGGAAGUCGGGGACGAGAUCAAUGUCCAAUCCGACGAAAAUGUGUACCAACCCAAGUUUGAUACCGCGAAAGCACCAAACAAUCCGGAUAUGAGGCGACUCAAACUCGUAAUCAACCGAAUUCCAACUGUUUUGUACGGGAUCUCCUUUCCGAUACCGAUUCAGAUGCUUAUCAUUGCGACCCGCUUGGAAGAGCGGCGCAACACCUUUGGCGAGGUCAGUAUCGAUCCGGCCUCGAGCGCCUAUGCACUGCCAGAAGCCGAUGAGAGUCAGCCGGAAGCCUUGGAAGAUCUCACUCGCGAUCUACAAGCACCGCGUCGAGACGCUCCAGGCGGUCGGAAUCAGCGUGACCGAUUCGCAGACUUUGAAAAUCGGCUGGUGCAGUUUGAUGCAGACGGAGACGGCAUGCUCAAUGCAGAAGAGCGUGAUGCGAUGGCGAACUCUUUCCGCCAACGGAUGACAGAGCGAUUUGAUACAGACGGUGACGGCAUAGUCAGCAUCGAAGAACAGUUUGCAGCUCGUCGAGAGUUCAUGCUCAACUCUCGCCGAGGUGAGCGGAUGCGCAAUGAGUUUGAUGCUGAUGGGGACGGCACCCUCAAUGAAGAAGAACUCGCAGCAAUGAAUGCUGAACUCGACGCACGAGAAGCAGAACGCAUGGCUGAAAUUGUCGCGCAGUACGACACCAAUGGCGAUGGAGAGAUGUCACUCGAAGAGACUGUUGCCAUGCAAGACCAACAGUUCCAAGAACGACGAAACCAGAUGGAUCAGUUUGCGGCUCAGUUUGAUCAGGAUGGGGAUGGGAAUCUCAACGCCGACGAGCGAGUAGAUGCACGAGAUACCAUGAUCGAACAGCGAGAGCUUGACCGCUUCCUGCGACGCUACGACACCAACGGCGAUGGCGAAAUCGGGACAAGCGAUUACGACCGGUUCACCGAUGCGUAUGGGAAAAAGGAACCCUAUGCGGAUGUCAAUCGCGACGGGAUCUACAACAUGGAUGAUGUCGUGAUGUUCCGUGACAUGACUGAGCAUGUCAAUGGCGACGAAGAGUGA
Symbiodinium sp. CCMP2592 is the source of this 2052-nucleotide messenger RNA. Lineage: Eukaryota; Dinophyceae; Suessiales; Symbiodiniaceae. The record is from the annotation of a GenBank genome assembly.